UGGAUCAACCUAGGUAUUUAAUGGUUUGGUCGCCUAAAAGUAUACCAGAAAAUAUUUUACAAGAAUUGUGGAAUAGUAGUGAUCUAGACCCACCAAAAAAAGUUGAUUAUUAUUUAUCUGGUAAUAAAUCAUCAGAGAAUAUAAUUCAAAAAAGUAUUCAAUGUUUGACAAAAGAGGAAGUACAAGUAGAUGAUCAUUGUUUAACCGAUAGCCUACAACAAACAAAUGCAAAUUGUUUAGCAUCAGAAAUAGAAUAUAAAGUUAAUGUUCCUAAAAAAAUUAAAUCUAAAGAUCGUCGGUACACAAGAAUUUUGAAGCCUGUUAUGGUUCUUGGUAACUCACUAAGAAGGUCUUAUCGAUAUGCAAUUAAAAAAUUAUCAAAUUGUGGCUCAAAAGUUUGUGGUCUUUUUUGCGAUUGUGUUUGAGUAAAAUGUGUUCAGAC
Molecule: messenger RNA, 442 nt
Organism: Daktulosphaira vitifoliae (grape phylloxera)
Lineage: Eukaryota; Metazoa; Arthropoda; Insecta; Hemiptera; Phylloxeridae
Exons: 2
Coding region: 21-425 (134 amino acids)
Source: RefSeq, a predicted model, not a curated record